UUGACGAGUUGUCAAAUAGAAUUGAGCAUAGACUAUGCCUGAGACAUUUGUAUGCAAAUUUCAAGAAGAAGUUUGGUGGAGGAGCUGCAAUAAGGGAUUUAAUGAUGGGAGCUGCCAAAGCUACAUAUUAUCAAGCAUGGGAGGCAAAGAUGAAUGAACUCAAAUUAGUUGAUCACCAAGCUUGGGACUGGCUAAUGAAAGUUCCUACUAGAAGUUGGUGUAAGCAUGCAUUUAAUUUGUUUUCAAAAUGUGAUGUAUUGAUGAACAAUUUGUCCGAGUCAUUCAAUGCCACCAUAUUAGUUGCUCGGGAUAAGCCUAUCUUAACAUUGUGUGAAUGGAUUAGAAAUUAUCUCAUGAAUAGGAUAGCUACAUCUACAUCUAAAUUAGCUAAGUGGCAACAUAAAAUCAUGCCAAUGCCUAUGAAGAGAUUAGAGAAAGAGGUGUUUAUGGCAAGUAAGUGGGCACCAACUUGCUCUAAUGGUGAACAAUGGCAAGUGACACAUGCAUAUAACCAACAACAAUUUAUUGUUGAUGUUUCUAAAAGAACAUGCUUUUGCAAUUUUUGGGAAUUGGUUGGCAUUCCUUGUAGGCAUGCUGUUGCAGCAAUUGGUUAUAGGUUAAAAGACCCAUUAGACUUUGUUGAUGACUGUUAUUCAAGAGAUAAGUAUGCACUUUGCUAUGGUUUUGCUGUUAGUCCCAUUAAUGGAAUGGACAUGUGGCCUACGCCUAAACCACCUGAAGAUGUUUAUGAAAUCCUUCUACCACCCGUGUAUAAAAUUGGUCCAGGUAGACCAAAAAAAUUGAGAAUUAGUGGAGUUGAUGAAGAUGGUGCUAGGAAGAGGUCAAGAGGUUUUGAUUACAGGUGCACCAGGUGUAGUGAGUUUGGCCAUAAUACAAGAGCAUGCAAGAGCAAAACUCAAACCCAAGAGGGUUUGAACAGAAAGAGGAAAUCGCCAAAAGGUAAAGCUAAAUGUAAUGCAAGUACUAGUGAAGUAGGAGGUAAUGCAAGCACUAGUGAAGCUGAAGUUGUGGUUGGAACUGUGAGUGGUGCAAGUCAGUCUCUAUUUGAAGAGAUCUCUGAUGAAGUUAUGGCAACAAUUCCUGAAGUAACUGUUGAAGACAUUGCUGAAGCUAAUAAGGACAACGCAGACCAUGACAAAGACAAUGUUGUGAAGGGCAAGGCUGUGAAGCAGAAAUCUAUGAAGAGGAAAUUGUAUCAUGGGAAAAGGAAAAGAAGUAGUGAAAGGAUCAUGCAGCAAACUUUAGCAAAACCAAUUGUUGGAGUUGGUUCAAGUAUUGCCCAACCUAUAGUGAUUAAAGAGCCACAUGAAGGGAUAUUAACACAAGAAGAUUCAACAAAGCUUGAAACUUGUUAUAAAGCCAUGAAAUCUUGGAAAAAUAUUAACAAAAAUUAG
Molecule: messenger RNA, 1415 nt
Organism: Trifolium pratense (red clover)
Lineage: Eukaryota; Viridiplantae; Streptophyta; Magnoliopsida; Fabales; Fabaceae
Exons: 3
Coding region: 102-1415 (437 amino acids)
Molecular function (GO): zinc ion binding
Source: RefSeq, a predicted model, not a curated record